AAUAUUUUUCAAUACGAUCUUAUUUCGUACUUACGCCUAAAUUUAAAAUUAUUAAUAUAUAUGUAGUAAUGUUUUACUUCGAUAUAUUAUUCUUCUACACAUAAUAUCUAUACCGGGAGAAAUGAUGAAUGUAUGAAACAGAUCCAUGUACAGUGUACUUAACCUUACAAAAUUUAAGAAAGGUGAUAUACGUUAUAAAAAUAGAAAUUAUAGAAAAAUAAAAAUAAUAAAGUAGAAAUCAUGGAGAAAGAAAAAAUGCCCACUGUCUUUCAAAAGUUCACUAUUUUUAUGGAACAAAAUAAUCGAGCAGUAAUGUUUAUUAGCUAUGGCAUCACUGGAAUUGGUUUAUUAUUCGCAUUGUAUAAAAUAAGGCCAUUUGCAAAAUUUAAAAAACCAUCUGAUGUACCACGCCAUUUUCUAAGAAAUACAGAAUUACAAGGACGUGUAGCACGUAUAGAUCCUUCAUAUGGUACAUUGCUUUUGAUAGAUCAUAAACCUUUGAUACCCUUCCCACGAUUUGGCAGAGAUAAGUACUUACCAAUAAAAUUAGCUGGCAUUAACACAACUAAUCAUGGUAUAAGUUGGUUACAAAUUGUAAUUAGUGGAAAAAACAUUACAUUUCUUCCAUUAGUUAAAAAAAAGGAUUAUGUGAAUUGUAUUGUUACCUUUUCAGAAAAAAAUCAGAAAUCUAUAAAUAUCGCGGAAGAAUUAGUAAAGCUAGGUUUUGGUUCAAUAUGCAAUGAUCAAGAUUAUUUAUUAAAUAACGAAUCUACAUUAAUAUAUUACAAGUCUUUAGUCAAAGCAGAGAAAUUUGCACAAUUUAAAAGAAAUGGAUAUUGGCAUUUGGUUAAAAAGCCAACAUUUUUAUGGAAGGUUAAAUUAUUUUUAAGUGAAAAAUUAAAAUCUUUAUUGCCAAUAUUUGUAACAAAACAACUUAAUAUUUAAAUAGAUCUAUUCAAUAUUUUCAAUUUUAUAUACUUUAUCAAAACAAAAUUGUAGUUUUGAAAUGUAAAUCAUGUUUAUAAAUAUUAUACAAUAAAAAUUAAUGCCCCUAUUAA
This is a messenger RNA of Vespa crabro (European hornet), 1058 nucleotides long. RefSeq names its product protein C3orf33. The record is from RefSeq and is a predicted model, not a curated record. The transcript has 5 exons. Bases 241 to 945 code for a protein of 234 amino acids. Lineage: Eukaryota; Metazoa; Arthropoda; Insecta; Hymenoptera; Vespidae.